GUGCUAAAUGACAGAUGCAGAAGUGUAUUUUGUGUUCAUGAAACGUUUUUGUAAUUUUGAAAUUGGAUCAUGAAUUAAGAUGAAUUUACGUUAAGUGUAAUUGUAAUUUUAAUCAGGUAAACAUAGAGAAAUUCAAUGAAAAAAUGGCAAAAGACGAAGUAGAUGAUUUAUUACCUGACAAAGAUGCUGCAAAAGGGUUUUAUGCUAAGUAUGAACCAAAGGAAAUUCUGGGAAGAGGAAUCUCUUCAACAGUACGAAGAUGUAUCGAAAAAGAAACAGGAAUUGAAUACGCAGCGAAAAUUAUAGACAUAAGUAAUGAACCUCAUGAUGGAGCUGAAGGUCACACAAUGAAAGAUGCCACAAUGCAAGAAGUACAUAUUCUUAGAAGAGUUGCAGGACAUCCAUUUAUAAUUGAACUACAUGAUGUAUUUGAAUCAAGUACAUUUAUAUUUUUGAUUUUCGAGCUGUGUAAAAAUGGCGAGCUUUUUGACUAUCUCACUUCAGUUGUCACAUUAUCAGAGAAGAAAACUCGGUAUAUAAUGAGACAAGUUUUUGAAGGUGUUUUACACAUUCAUGGUCAAGGAAUAGUACACAGAGAUUUAAAACCAGAAAAUAUUUUACUUGAUGAUAAUUUGAAUGUAAAAAUAACAGACUUUGGAUUUGCAAGAAUGCUUACAAAAGGAGAUAAAUUAUAUGAUUUAUGUGGAACACCAGGAUACUUGGCACCAGAAGUAUUAAAAUGUAACAUGUUUGAAAAUGCUGAAGGCUACGGAUAUGAAGUAGACAUCUGGGCCUGCGGAGUAAUUAUGUUUACAUUAUUGGUUGGCUGUCCUCCUUUUUGGCAUCGAAAGCAAAUGGUUAUGCUUCGUAAUAUAAUGGAAGGAAAAUACUCAUUUACAUCACCUGAAUGGGCAGAUAUUACUGAUGCACCGAAAGAUUUAAUUACUAAAUUAUUAGUUGUUGAUCCUACAAAAAGAGUUUCUAUUAGAGAAGCUUUGGAUCAUCCAUUUUUCCACACUGUGCUAUGGGAUCAGGAUAUUUCACCUCUCAAGCGUUCUCUAUCAUCUAAUUCGCGACGUCUAAGUAGGAUUUCUCAAUUAGCUUUGGAAUUAAAAGCUAAAUCAUUCAAUGCCAGGAAACGAUUCCAACUUGCAAUUAUUUGUGUUCGAGCUGUCGUUCGUAUUAAACGAUUGCAUACCACGCCAGAACCUUUGUCUACAUUGGUUGCUCGUACAGAUCCUUAUAGAAUUAAAGCUCUUCGAAAAGUAAUUGAUGGUUGUGCUUUUCGAGUUUAUGGUCAUUGGGUAAAGAAAGGAGAGGGACAAAAUCGUGCAGCUCUUUUUGAAAAUACCGCAAAGACCGAGCUUAAACAUCUAUAUGUCAGCAAUUUAAGUAGAUAGCUGACGCUUUAAUUAAUAAAAAUUUAGUGAAAAUU
Molecule: messenger RNA, 1435 nt
Organism: Chelonus insularis
Lineage: Eukaryota; Metazoa; Arthropoda; Insecta; Hymenoptera; Braconidae
Gene: PhKgamma
Product: phosphorylase kinase gamma
Exons: 8
Coding region: 144-1400 (418 amino acids)
Biological process (GO): protein phosphorylation; glycogen biosynthetic process
Cellular component (GO): phosphorylase kinase complex
Molecular function (GO): calmodulin binding; phosphorylase kinase activity; ATP binding
Source: RefSeq, a predicted model, not a curated record